CGCGAAUAUAACCUCUGAAUAAAAACAAAACCGAGACGGGUUGCAAGCGAGUAAAAAACGCAUCUUGAUAUCAAAAAAAAUAUAAUAAAAGGGCCCUAGAUGGAUGUGAGAUUUUAGUUCAUUAGUACCGAUGUGAUGUGAAAAAUAUAUAAGAGAAAAAUCGAAAUUUAAUAAAUUUUUUGCCCAAAAAGGGGUUAAAAAAAAAAAUAACGUACACAACUCCUGCACGUUCCCAGCCAUGUCGUCGCUACCGUCGAUCUGGUUCCUGCUGCUCACCGUCAUCACCGCCAGCCUGCAGCAAACCAACCUUUUGGACGGCGUCAUCCGCGUGCUCGUCGACGGCGAGGACCAAUUCCGGCGCGAGCCCAAGGACAUGCCGCAGAGCAAACUGCUCAAGGAGUACGAUUUCGUGAUCGUCGGCGCCGGCACGGCCGGUUGCGUCCUGGCCAAUCGGCUCAGCGAGAAUCCCGACUGGACGGUGCUCCUCAUCGAAGCAGGUCGCAACGAAAACUUCAUGAUGGACUUCCCGAUAUUGGCCAGCUACCUGCAAUUCACCGACGCGAAUUGGAAGUACAAAACGGUGCCCAGCAACAGGUACUGCUUGGGCCUGGACAACAACCAGUGCAAUUGGCCCAGGGGCAAGGUCAUCGGAGGAUCCAGCGUGUUGAACUACAUGAUAUACACCAGGGGCAAUCGAAGGGACUACGAUCACUGGGCCAAAUUAGGAAAUACUGGAUGGUCUUGGGAUGAAGUUCUUCCGUACUUCAAAAAAGUGGAAACUUUCACCAUAAAAGAGCACAUGGACCCUCGUUGGCACAGUCAAAACGGUUUAUUAACGGUCAGUUACUCCCCGGGAAAAACACCAAUUGCCGAUGCAAUCAUAAACGCCAGCAUGCAAAUCGGAAUACCCAACGUGGAUUAUAACGCAGCUACGCAGAUCGGCGUUUCCAGGCUGCAGACGUCGAUGAAAGACGGAGUGCGCGACAGCUCCAGCAGGGCGUACUUACACCCGGCCUCAAAGAGAACGAAUUUGCACGUGAUAAAGGAAGCCAUGGCGUCCAAAAUACUGAUAGAUCCUUCGACUAAACGAGCCUACGGCGUGGAGUAUUACAGAGGCGGCAAGAAGCAAAUAAUCAGGGCUAAGAAGGAGGUGAUAUCGUCGGCGGGCGCGAUAAACUCCCCGCAAUUGCUCAUGCUGAGCGGCAUCGGCCCCAAGAAGCACCUCACCUCGUUGGGCAUCAAAGUCAUCAGCAACCUCAAAGUGGGCUACAAUCUCAUGGACCACGUAUCCACCGGAGGGAUAACUUUUAUGAUAGACAAACCCUAUUCUAUUCUAGUCGAACGGAUGUUCUCCAAGAAGAAUCUAGACUCCUAUUUGAACCACCACCAAGGCCCGUUAACGAUAGCCGGCGGUUGCGAGGUACUUGUAUUCCACGAUUUCACCAAUCCCGACGAUCCGGACGGCUAUCCAGAGAUCGAGCUGCUCUACGAGGCCGGCUCCAUAGUAUCGGACAGAACGUUCCAGAAAAACUUCGGCAUCACCGACGAGAUCUACGACGUCGUUUACCGGCCCAUCGAGCACCGCGACACCUUCAUGGUGCUGCCGAUGCUGAUGCGGCCCAAGAGCAAGGGCAAGGUCAUGCUCAAGAACGCCAACUACAAAUCCAAGCCGCUCAUUUAUCCCAAUUACUACGCCUACAAGGAGGACAUGGACGUCAUGCUGAAGGGCAUUCGGCUGGCCUUGAACAUAUCCGAGCAGCCGGCCCUUCGCGCUAUCGGCACCAAAUUGCACGAUAUACCGAUACCGCAGUGCAGCGGGCACUCGUUCGGUUCGGACGCGUACUACGAAUGCAUGGCCAGGCACUUCACGUUCACCAUCUACCACCAGAGCGGCACGUGCAAAAUGGGACCGGGCGGGGACCAGAAGGCCGUCGUCGAUCCCCGGUUGAGGGUGUACGGGGUGAACAAUCUGAGGGUCGUAGACGCUUCGAUCAUGCCCGAGAUACCGGCGGCUCACACCAAUGCACCCGUUUAUAUGAUAGCGGAAAAGGGAGCCGAUAUGAUCAAAGAAGACUGGGGAAUGGAAAUCUAAUCUGUGAUUUAAUUUUAUAUUUAUUUGAUGUGUGUUUAGAUAAGUAGGAUAAAUCUUUGCAUUCGAUUAAAUACAUAAUAAAUUCGAUCAUUUGUAGGUGUGUUUAUAAAAGUUUGCAAAGGUUUAAUAAUGAUUAAAUGGUAUUAACUGAAUGGUUGUAAUUUAAAAAAAAUGGAAAAUAGAAUAAAUAUUCAAGUGUCCUGCAGUAUUUUAUUUACCUAUAAUAAAAUUUCUAAGCAGUUGAAAUAAAAUUAGACAAUUUCGGCGAAUUUUAUGCGAUAUACGAAUAGAGAAAAUCGUA
Phyllotreta striolata is the source of this 2393-nucleotide messenger RNA. Lineage: Eukaryota; Metazoa; Arthropoda; Insecta; Coleoptera; Chrysomelidae. The record is from the annotation of a GenBank genome assembly.